Molecule: messenger RNA, 1152 nt
Organism: Cylindrotheca closterium
Lineage: Eukaryota; Bacillariophyta; Bacillariophyceae; Bacillariales; Bacillariaceae
Source: the annotation of a GenBank genome assembly
AUGGCUUCUAAACCACAUAGCAUUAUUAACAUUGCCAACUCAAUGUUCUCUGCCAGGACGUUGGGAGCACAAGCAGCACAGAACAACACGGACGACCGACUAGAUGCUGCCCAUGCGUUGCUCGGUGUAUCACCCGCUUCUUCAAAUCUUUCUCCCUCGCUUCAAUAUUUUGGUAGUAUAGAGGAGAAACAAUCGAACUCCGAACCCGCUCAAUCUCAUGAUUCAUCCAUUGGACCUCAACGAUUGAGAUCCAAUUCUACUGGCUUAGAAGCUCUUGCACUAUUGGCGACUGAAGAACAAGAUAAAAUGGAACCAGUUGAAAUUGCUUCUAAAUCGGUUCCGAAUCGUCCCCUUGCUGCGACAAUCUUGUCUUCGUCUUCAGACGAAGAUUCGGAAGCAAUGCCACCUCCACGCCCUCGCCCGAGGGCUCUAAGAACUCGAAGAAGAAGUGUGUCAAAUCCUGAAGGCAUGGAAAAGUGGUCUCCAGAAGAAGACAGUCGAUUGCAUUUUGUCCUCCCUGCCUCAAUUCUCGAAGAGGAAUUGGCUGAGGCAAGCGCUGCUAUGAAAGCGAAAGAAGAAGAAAUGGCAGGACAAAACGAGGAAUCAAAUGCUGACGAGGAGGAAGACGACGACGAGGAAGAAGUUUUGAAUGAGGAUGAACUCUUGCGUCGAGCGCGUUCAAGAUUACUUGAAGAUUUGAGCCAAGGAAACUUGAAUGGUGAAAAGGGGGUUUUGACUCUUCCCCAUUCUCUGGAGAAAUAUAAGCAGGUAUAUAACAAAAAUGGGCGUAUUGGGAUCUAUACUCCGGCGGAAAGGUCAGCCAUCAUCAAGCGAUUUCAAAGCAAAAGAACUCGUCGGGUUUGGAACAAGAAGAUACGGUACAAUUGUCGCAAAAGCCUCGCUGAUAGGAGAAUGCGGGUGAAGGGGCGUUUCGUGAAACGAUCUACAGAACAGCAAGCAAGAUCCCGAUCGAAUACAAUUGGAGUUACGCCAAUUCUAGAGGCGGACGAAUCUAAAUUUGUGUCGCCAGAAUCAUCCAUUGGGGAGACUGCAAAAGACGCUGAAAUGCCUGAUAUUGCUGACACCGAUGCUAGAUUCUGCCCAACUAAGUAUCAGCCAUAUCGUCGAACAAGGCGACAUACGAUUACGUAA